GGUUUCUCCAGUUGAGCAUCUUAUCUCAAAUAUGAAGAUUGGUGCGAUCAUACGCGCGUGUGAGGAGUUCUUACCGCACAUCUCUCCGCGUCCGACGGUUUUGGCGCCUGGAAUAUGUCUUUCAAAUGUCAUCAAGAUUGUGGCAUUGGUCUUGAUCAGUGCGCUGAGAGUCGCAUUUGCCGACUGUGAAUGCGGAUAUUACUGCAGCUCUUCCCAGAAUGACCCUAUUGUCUUCACCGAAUUGUUGGAGUCGGAUUUCCUCCACGUUCAAAACAUCACCCUAGAUACGGAUUGGGUACCUCAGCAGUACAAUAUCACUGCAGAAGCAGCGCGUGGACCUUACGGUGAGGCUAGGCAACUGAUGAAUGUCAUCGAGAAUCCGAUCAAGGAUGAUUACUCCUACUCUGGGCCCACUGUCUCUGGUGGUGAUCCUGGUCUUCGGCUCUAUGUGCGCAAAUUUGAGCCAGAACAGGCUGCUGAUGGCCAAAGUGAACGGCUUGUUGGAACGGCUGAAGUCGCAUCCCAAAGGGACGAUAUCUUGUAUGGAAGUUUUCGUAUUGCCAUGAAGCUGAGUGGGACACCUGGGACUUGUGGAGCAUUCUUCUGGUUUUUCAACAACACUCAAGAAAUUGAUAUUGAGUUUCUUUCCAGUGAGCUCAAUUCCUCAUCUUCACCCGUUAAUCUCGUCUUGCAGUCGCCGGAGUCUGCUCGAGCAGGGUAUGAUGCCAGCCAUACUACUACAUUUCGCCUUUAUGAGCUGCCUUUCCGCCCUGACGAAGACUACCACGAGUACCGUUUUGACUGGUUACCUGGAAAGGUCUCUUUUUAUGCCGACGGUCACUGGCUUUGGGAUAGCUCCGAUGCGGUCCCGACGAAACCCGGUCAUCUGAUUAUGAACCACUGGAGCAACGGUAACUCGAAAUGGUCUCGUGGGCCUCCUACAGAAGAUGCCUUUUUGAGUAUAUCGUACGUCAAAGCCUACUUUAACUCGUCGCUAGAUAGCCGGCAUGCAGAUUACGCUCGGCGAUGUAAAGAUUCGUCUGAUGCUCGUGCAACCUGCCUCAUUCCCGACCAGCUGGUGCCUCCAAGUCCCAUUGGCCCUAAUGGGAAUGAGACUGGAAAUACUUUUUUCUUUUCUCACCAGCCGAAUAUGACUGUGAAUCAGACGGUUUAUCGUCCAGAAAAGAAUGCAGGGGGAACGCUCUCAGCACCAAUGUUGCAAACGGGCUUGUUUACCGCCCUCUUUGUCGGGCCUUUGGUGACGGAAGUUAUACUGGGUAUUUUUGCAGUGAUAUGGUGGUAUGGGCGAUUUUAGGGCAGCGGUCACUUAUUGACUUGUUCUCUUUUUCGUGUCUUUGUUAUAUUGUCUUUUUUAGCACAUGGAAUUUGGCGUUAUGUAUCAGCCUGACUUGAGAUGGGUCCGGUAUUGAUAUGUUGAUUUGAAUAACUAUGGUAUGAUUGAGCCACAGAACUAAGCACUUGCAAUUCUGUUUUUAAUGUCUUCAAGAGACGUCACAACAAGAAACCAGGCACUCGAUAGCAAUAAGCACACUGCAAAAAAACAACUACUUUAAAACAUUUCCACUGAG
Molecule: messenger RNA, 1589 nt
Organism: Xylona heveae TC161
Lineage: Eukaryota; Fungi; Ascomycota; Xylonomycetes; Xylonales; Xylonaceae
Product: glycoside hydrolase family 16 protein
Exons: 3
Coding region: 32-1315 (427 amino acids)
Biological process (GO): carbohydrate metabolic process
Molecular function (GO): hydrolase activity, hydrolyzing O-glycosyl compounds
Source: RefSeq, a predicted model, not a curated record